This is a messenger RNA of Clupea harengus (Atlantic herring), 6711 nucleotides long. It is a transcript of the gene sorcs2, whose product is annotated as sortilin-related VPS10 domain containing receptor 2. The record is from RefSeq and is a predicted model, not a curated record. Gene Ontology annotation, molecular function: protein binding. Lineage: Eukaryota; Metazoa; Chordata; Actinopteri; Clupeiformes; Clupeidae. Gene Ontology annotation, cellular component: membrane.
CUCGCUCUACACCCUCCCUCUCUGUCGUCCUCCCUGCUUCCCUCUUCGCCUACAGUAGAGCUAUCUAUCUUCAACUCGCAUCGCACUCAGCACUGUCAGUACUGGGAUCCAGGCGCUAUCAUGGCGCAGCGCGUGGCACGUCUGCGUCCGAGGGGAACCGUUCUUACCCUGCGCCCGUAUUGGGCUCUGAUAUUUGCCUCUGCCUGGAUGGCAUUGUCAACGGAACCGGCUCUUUGUGACAGCGGCGGAUUUUUGAAACGCAGCAGCGGAGGGGAUCGUGCGCUUGACAGUGGUGCGACUGACGACGUCGGAGGUGGAAUGCCGUAUCUGCCGGGAUUCAUCCAUCAGGACGCUGACCCGGGUGGAGCGGCGGUCCCCCGGCGUCUCAGAAGAGCGGCGGUCCGGGAUAAAGUCUCAUUGCUCAGCAGCUCGUUCGUGCUCAAGGGAGAUGCCACGCACAACCAGGCGAUGGUACACUGGACGGGCGAGAACAGCAGCGUCAUCCUCAUCCUCACCAAGUACUACCAUGCCGAUUCCACCAAGGUGCUGGAGAGCUCCAUCUGGAGGUCCAGUGAUUACGGCACCACCUACACCAAGCUGAAUCUGAUGGCAGGAACAACCAUCAUUGUUACCAACUUCUACAUCUGUCCCAGCAAUAAGAAAAAGGUGAUCCUGGUGAGCCACAACAUCAACGAGGCAGAGCACAUGCUGUUCAUCAGCACCGACGAGGGCUCCUCCUUCCAGCGGCAGCCCCUCAACUUCAGGGUGGACACGCUGCUCUUCCACCCCAAAGAGGAGGACAAGCUGCUGGCCUACAGCAAAGACGCUAAGCUCUACGUUGCCAGCGAUUUGGGACGCAAAUGGACACUGCUACAGGAGCGGGUCACCAAGGACCACGUGUUCUGGUCUGUCCCUGAGGUAGACGUGGAUCCUGACUUGGUUCAUAUGGAGAUGCAGGACACAAGUGGAGGUUUCCUCUAUGUGACGUGUCUGAUCCAGAACUGCUCCGAUAAGAUGGUGACCGCUCAGUUCCUGGGGAAAAUCGAUCGCGACUCCCUGACCGUACAAGACGAGUACAUAUUUGUGAAGGUGACCACAGGAAACCGGACCAAGCAUUACGUCUCCUUCAAGAGGAACGAGUUUGUCCAGAUGCGGUUCCCCAAGUACGCCCUGCCCAAGGACGUGCAGAUCGUGAGCACGGAUGAGAACCAGGUCUUCCUGGCGCUGCAGGAGUGGUACCAGACGGACACGUACAACCUGUACCAGUCGGACCCGCAGGGCGUCUACUACUCCAUCGUCCUGGAGAACGUGCGCAGCACCAAGCAGCCCGAGGAGAGCGUGCUCAUCGACAUCCUGGAGGUCCGAGGGGUCAAAGGUGUCUUCCUGGCCAAUCAGAAAGUGGAGGGCAAGGUGAAAACCCUCAUCACCUACAACAAAGGGCGGGACUGGGAGUCGCUGGCUCCGCCCACCAUUGACAUGAACGGCAAACCAGUGACGUGCAAGCCGCCUGACUGUCAGCUCCACCUUCAUCUGCGCUGGGCGGACAAUCCCUAUGUUUCUGGAACGGUCCACACCAAAGACUCGGCCCCUGGCCUCAUCAUGGGCGCAGGUAACAUGGGUUCCCAGCUGGUGGAGUACAAAGAGGAGAUGUAUGUCACCUCGGACUGUGGCAGGACAUGGAGACAGGUGUUUGAGGAGGAGCAUCACAUACUGUACCUUGAUCACGGCGGAGUCAUCGUUGCCAUUAAGGACACAUCCAUCCCACUCAAAAUCCUCAAGUUCAGCAUUGACGAAGGACGCACGUGGAGCGUCCACAACUUCACCAGCACAUCCGUGUUUGUGGACGGUCUCCUCAGCGAACCGGGAGACGAGACACUUGUCAUGACGGUGUUUGGCCAUAUCAGCUACCGGUCUGACUGGGAGCUGGUGAAGGUGGAUUUCCGUCAGUCCUUCCCCAGGCAAUGCACAGAGGCUGACUAUGACUCCUGGAAACUCACAGACCAGCAGGGAGAGAAGUGCAUCAUGGGCCAGGAGCGGACUUUCAGGAAGAGGAAAGACACUUCCUUCUGCAUCAAGGGGAAGAGCUACACGUCGUCGCUUACCUCCAAACCCUGCCAGUGUACAGAGAAGGACUUCAACUGUGACUAUGGGUUUGAGAGAGCCCAAAGUCUGAAGGCCGAGGGUGACCGUUGCUUCGCUGAUUUCUGGCACGACCCUGAUGCUCCGCCCGAAGAUUGCCACAUAGGACACACCUACGAGUCCAGCACAGGGUACCGUAAGGUGAUCUCAAACCUGUGUGAGGGGGGUGUGAAUAAACAGCAGAGCGCUAAGCAGCACACCUGCCCCCUGCUGCCACCGGCUCAGCUGCAGCUCGGCAUCAAGGGACAGAUGCUGGCCGUGGCGCCCGGUGAUGACAUCACCUUCAUCGUCCAUCAGGAGCAGGGCGACACCAGCAACACUAAAUACCAGGUGGACCUGGGGGACGGGGUGCGGGCCAUCUACCAGAACCUGACCGUGACGGACGAGCCCAUCCAGCACCGCUACGAGAGCCUGGGGGUCUACCGCGUCACCGUGAGGGCCGAGAACAACGCCGGCCACGACCACGCCACCCUCUACAUCCAGGUCACAGCUCCUUUACAGGAAGUGCACCUGGAAGUGGUUCCUAUUGCUGGUAAAAACCAGGAAGUGAACCUGACUGCCACGGUGCUUCCUGCAGAGGCUAACCUGACUGUCUUCUACUGGUGGAUUGGUGAUGACCUGCAGCCCAAACUCACCCUGGAGAGGACUCUGCUCACGCGGUUCACCGAGCCUGGUGAGGUGUCCGUCACCGUCCAGGCCUCCAACGGCCGCUCCAUGGUGCAGGACACCAAGACCGUGCGUGUGUACGACCAUUUCCAGAUGAUUCCGCUAAGCUUCAGCAAGAACCUGGAUCGCUUCAACCCCAACAUCCCAGAGUGGAGGGAGGACAUUGGCCAGGUGGUCACCAAGAUCCUAGCCAAGAACACUGGGAUUCCGCAAGAUUCUCUGGUUACCAUGGUGAAACCUGGCCUGCCAACCACAGCAGACCUGUAUGUGCUUCCCCCCGAGAGCACGCCAGCCAAGAGGAGUGUGUAUGUGGAUAAGCGUAUCUCCACCAUAACACAGGUGCUGAACGAGAACAACGUGAGCUUCAUAGUGCGGGGAGGCCUUCAGGUGCUGGUAUCCCUGGCCGACCCAAAUGCAGUGUCUUUCAAAGGAGUGGUUGCUAAUGAUUCAACCACGACAGGCGCAGAAAUCGGUUCGCGCUCUGGGGCGGCCAGUCCAGGUGUAUGGGCUCUGGCUGUCAUUCUUCUUCUCAGCCUGGUGGCCAGUGGAGCCUUCAUGCUCUACAAGUUUAAGAGGAAAGACUACAAAUCCCAUGACCCCCUGCUGAGGACAGAGGAGCGCAGCCUAAUACAUCCCUGGCUGCAUUUCAGAAAGCUGCCCGGCAGGAACGUCUACGCCCAGAUGCACAAUGAGAAGGAGCAGGAGAUGACCAGCCCGGUCAGUCAUAGCGAGGACACACAGAACAUCAUACAGGGCGAGGAGUUCAUUGACGACGACCUGGACUCACAGACACUGGGCAACCAUUCGGGCGUGGUCCUGAGCAUCAACUCCAGAGAGCUGCACAGCUACCUGACCAGCUGAUGGGAACCACGGCGGGCGUGGCUUAAAGAGCACUGAGGACUCUGUUGUCUUUUCCUGAAAUCCGAUUGGUUCCCACCCCUUCUCCCCCACCUUCCACUUUUCCCCCACCGAUACAAAGGGGUAAGGGGGGGAAAGGAGGCGCCCUGAACCAGUUUCCGUUCCACCCUUGAACCCAGGGCCUUUCCCUCUCUCUUUCUCUCCCCCCCCCAUCACCUCUUGUGUCCCUCUUGUACUCCUCUCCUCCUUGUGGGGGACAGGAGGUGAUCUUGAUGCCACUCUUUCUCUCACCCCCAACCCCACCCCCCCACGCCCAACCUCACCUCCCCCUUUGGGAGCGUCUGCGUCUCCUCCCAGAAAAAAAAGAGUCUUUGACAUUUCCCUGUCCUCGAGCUGUUCAGCAUGGCCCAAUGGGUGGACCACUGGAGGUCGACUGUGCCACCAAAAUGAUGUUGCCUGAUUGCUUUGCUUUUAUUUGUCAUUCGUCUUAUUUGAUGAACUGUUUUUGUUUUGUCCAGGAUGUCUUUGUACUUUGCAGUUCUUGUGUUCUCUUGUUAUUUUCACUCUGUCUGUUUUCAUUUUGUUAUUUUUGUCUUUCUCUCUGCCUCUCUUUUUAUCUCUCUCUCUCUCUCCCUCUCUAUCUGUCUCUCUCUCUCUCUGAACUCUUUGGCUCUCAUAAUCACCAUUAACUGGUUUGUGGGUUUGUGUUUUGUCAUGAUUUGGGUUAGGUUAGGGUUUCUUACAACGGCGAGUAGCCACUGGAGGAGCAGGUCCUUGCCGGGGGGGGGAAUCUUAGCCAAAGCCUAGCUAGCAGGUGUUAUGCUAACUCACUGUGGUCCUAUCCGAGCACAAACAGGUGUCUUCUGAGUCUGUGGAGGCUAUCACACAGGAACACACAGGGCAAUCCCUCCGUCUAACAGAUGCAGGUUUAUCCUUCCCUUUAUGUCUCUUUCUGUCUUCCUCUCUCCCCUCUCUCUGUCUUCAAGAGGUAAUGUUAGGCCUGUAGUUUUGACAUGACAUGAAAUGCUCUCGCCACUUUAUAUCCGAACAUAAUCUAGCUCCUUGUCUACAAAUGCAAUAAUUCAGAUGGUCACUUUCACUGAGGGGGGAACUGCUCCCUGCAGCACUGUGGCAAAGGCGUAAGUGUCUCUUAUCAGCCACAAGAUGGCGUCAUCGUGCCAUUUUAAAUUGUGCGGUGACGGGCCGUCGUCAGCAAAUACUGUACUGCGCCCUGGCUAUGGGUUGAAAGUGCAGUCGUUGUAAUGAACGUAGAACUUCAUUCUUAUCUGACCAUUGUAUCCCUUUUUCAUAGUUUAUGAUUAAGUGUCUUCAUGAGGCUAAUAUUUUGUACAAUUACAGAUUAGUACCAGCAGGAAGAUCAUGUUGUAGUCAUUUAGCAAUACCAUGCUAAGCCACCAGUCUAAAUUGAUGAAUAUUCCUCUGGCCGUUUUGUUCACUCCUAUUUAUUUUCCCAGCGUGGAUAUUGGUUAUUUCACAUGCCGGAGCUCUAUUCGACUUAACAUCUACUUCCUCAAACAAACAGUGUUAGUGUUGACUUUUUCUCCUCUUUCGUCUUUUCUUUUACUUCCUUCCAUCCCAGAGCACAGAUGUUGCUGCUGUACUAGGGGCCUAUAUUAGGCUGAGCAGAACAUGGAGAGGUUCCCUUUAGUCUGUCUCGUGUAUAUAGCCUAAUGCGUGUAAAUAUAUUAAUAAGAAUAAUUCUGAACAACCACAGAAAAAAAAAAACUCAGACUGACUGUACAUAUCUGAUCACACAGCGUAAAUGUAAUUUCACGUUAAUACCAAAAGGUGCACAUGUUUUAGGGAUGCCCAGCACCAAUGAAACACGACGGAUGCCCAUCACCAAAUGAAACACUACGGAUACACUCACAUUUAGUCACAAACACAUAGUUACACAUCUUUUCACUUCUGUUUUCUUUCGUGUGCCGGUGAAUAAGACCUUCGAAUGGUACAGUUGAUCUUUAGCUUCACUAUGUUUAUCACUGUACAGGCCCUACACAGUAGCGUAGGCUAUGUCGCUGACGUCUCUGACAGACACUCCUGUGCACUUAACGGAGAAGUUAUUUACCGUUUCUUAUUGUGUGAAGAAGACAUUUUCUACAUUAUUUGCUGUAAUUACUGAAUCUUUUAUUGAAACGACACUGCUUUGUCAGUGAAAUUAUGACUGAUGUGAGUAACUCCGCUCUUCAACUGACUGUGGGCAAGUCAGGACAUUGGUUGAGGACACUGCAGACUUGGAGGGGGCGGCCAUUUUGGCUCUGUUGAGAGAUUUACUCAGGAUAAGAGAGUGUCAGUUGCAGUAGCCAGUUUUUUAUCAGAGAAGUGAGAAGUCUCUAUGUAUGGUGGGUGGAUCUGAAGGGGGCAGUGUUUCGAUGGUCUUGACAGGGGUACUUGGAAAAGGUACACAUCUAUUGGGGGUCAUCAGUGACCCAAGUUCAGGCAUAGAAGGAUUUCAUUUACUACAUAAAACAUUACAAAAACUAAAAAAAGCAUUAUUCUAAUAUCUGAUUAUUUGAAAAUGUGUAUUUUGAUUUGUAUUUGUUGACCACACUGCAGGUUCAAAACUGGUAUUUUCUUUUCUCGUAGUUCAUCUCUUUUUGUAUUUGUAUAUGCACAUGUUAGGCUUGUUCUUAGUUUUUUACUUAAAGUGGUGUGCUGUCUGUGGUCUUCACCUCCUGUCACUCUAAAGAUGGUGUGUGUGGGUGUGUGUGUGCGUGUGCGUGUGUUGGGGGUGGGAGGGAAACCACAAGAGUCGGACAUUUUGUGAAGAGACGGUCACUGUUGCUGUCACAAAACACCCACCAUGUGAUGAUGACUGCACAGAUAUUUUAUUGAUGCUGUUUUACUCGUUUUCUGAAUUUGUUUUUGAUUACUUGUUUUGGUUUGUAAAUGUUUCUAUGAAGAAUCCUGCCAUGGAUACGCUUAGUGCACUUAACCAGUGUUCCGGAUUGAGACACCUUCAUAACUGUAUUGGUUUGUUCUAAUAAUGAUUUGAUUGGUUCAAUAAAGACUUAACAUUCUUCUGGA